Molecule: messenger RNA, 1195 nt
Organism: Drosophila mauritiana
Lineage: Eukaryota; Metazoa; Arthropoda; Insecta; Diptera; Drosophilidae
Gene: tzn
Product: hydroxyacylglutathione hydrolase, mitochondrial
Exons: 2
Coding region: 66-1112 (348 amino acids)
Molecular function (GO): hydroxyacylglutathione hydrolase activity
Source: RefSeq, a predicted model, not a curated record
AGGAGCCAUAAUUAAUUCAUUUCGAAUCGCACACGCUUUUCAGUUUAGCUAGCCGAAAGCACAGAAUGUUCGCCUCCGCCUGGCGCAGCGUGGCCACCUCCGUGGAGACCCAGUUGACGGCCACCUACUUCCGAGGUUCGUCCAGCAAUCCGAAACUGCUCCUGCGUUCCUGGCGGACGAUUCCUCGAGCGGAUGCCCCUGGUUUCGGAGCGAUUCGGCGGCGUUUUCUGGCUGUGCCCGUCAUCUGUCCAAGUCUCGUCAAGCUGCAAAAGCUACGCAAAGUCGGCUUCAGAGGCAUGCACAGCACAUUGGAGGACGUGCAGCUGGAGGGCAUGGAGAUCAAGAUCCUGCCGGCCCUGCAGGACAACUACAUGUAUCUGAUUGUGGACACCAAGACGCGCGAGGCGGCUGUGGUAGAUCCCGUGGAGCCGGAACUGGUCAUCAAGACGGUGCAGGAGCAGCAGCUGACCCUCAGCAAGGUGCUGACCACGCACCAUCACUGGGACCACGCCGGCGGCAAUGAGAAGCUGCUCAAGCUGUGGCAGAAGGAGCUGGACGUGUAUGGCGGCGAUGACCGCAUCGGGGCCUUGAACAAAAAGGUUCAGCAGGACGACACCUUCACCAUUGGCGGCCUGCAUGUCAAGUGCUUGUCCACGCCGUGCCACACCACCGGCCACAUCUGCUACCACGUCACCGCGCAGGAUGGCAGCGGCGAGGGAGCCGUCUUCACCGGCGACACCCUCUUCCAGGGCGGAUGCGGCCGCUUCUUCGAGGGCACUCCCGAGGAAAUGUACGAGGCGCUGUGCACAAAGCUCUCCGCCUUGCCGGACGCCACAAAGGUGUUCUGUGGCCACGAGUACACGCUGCAGAACAUGAGCUUCGCCCGUCACGUCGAGCCCGACAACGAGGUCAUCCAGCAGAGGAUCGAGUGGGCCAAGCACCGGCGCGCCUCCCAGGAUCCCACUGUGCCCUCGACCAUUGGCGAGGAGAAGUCCUGGAACCCCUUUAUGCGCGUCCACGAGGCUACCGUGCAGAAGCACGCCGGCGGAGCCACCGAUCCCGUCGUCACCAUGGGCAAGCUGCGCAAGGAAAAGGACACCUUUAAGGCCUGAUCUAUUUGCUCGAAAUUUUCGAAACUUGUGAUUUAAUAUUGGAUUUUAAUGGUUAAUAAAAUUAACGCUGUGUGUGGAGUGCA